Hermetia illucens (black soldier fly) is the source of this 2485-nucleotide messenger RNA. Its product is annotated as neprilysin-4-like. Gene Ontology annotation, cellular component: plasma membrane. Gene Ontology annotation, molecular function: metalloendopeptidase activity. NCBI's taxonomy places the organism in Eukaryota, Metazoa, Arthropoda, Insecta, Diptera, Stratiomyidae. The record is from RefSeq and is a predicted model, not a curated record. The transcript has a single exon. Gene Ontology annotation, biological process: protein processing. The coding region runs from base 102 to 2327 and encodes 741 amino acids.
GUAUCUGAAUACGGAAGCCAGUCAAAAACGUGGUUCAAUUCAAUUUGAUAAAGAAUUCUUAGAAACAAUUGUGAAAAAUAAUAAGAAUGUGUUUCUGAUCAAUGCGGUUGAGAGCAGGUGAAAUGGUCGCGUUAAAGUGUUUAGUGAUAUGGACAGUGAUACUAAUAUCUUAUAUUAGUGCAAUCUAUAGUAGUCCCGUGCAAUCUGAAAAUACGGAAAACCAUGUGUACGAUCCUGCUAAUUAUAUGAAUAAUUUCCAAACGUUAAGGCAGUUUUGGAAAGGUGAGGGGACCUUUGAGGAAAUCCGACAUGCCCAGGGGGAAGUGAUGAAAAAGUUCAUGGAUCCAACGGUUGACCCUUGCGAAGAUUUUUACAGUUACGCAUGUGGUAACUGGGACAAAUUCAAUCCAGUACCGGAAGAUGAGGGUGACUUCAGUAUGUUUACUAUUGUCUACAAUAAUCUGAAUGACAUCCUAAGGGACUCCCUAAUGGAGGAUAUAUUGGAAGAUACCACCGAAGAUGACGCUAUGAAUAAAGCGAAAAACUUUUAUAGGUCCUGUAUGAAUUUGGAUGUUCUGAAACAGAGAGGACUGCAGCCUUUAAUGCAAUUCGUCGAAGACUACGGUGGUUGGCCCGCUCUGCAUUCGAAGCAGGAUGAGAGUGAUUACGAUUGGGUCAAUAUCACAGCACACUUUUCUCUGCUGGGAAGGAAUAUACUACUUCACACGUCUGUCACCGAAGAUUUGAAGAACUCCAACGAAAACAUAAUUUACUUCUACGAACCGAUGCUUGGCCUACAAAAUCGAGAUGACUAUUUACUGGAGUCAAAUGCCCUGCAUUUAGCGGCCUACAGGAAUUUCACCGAAACAGUCCUCACACUUCUUGGCGUUGCUCCUGAAGAAGCGGCAAAAACAGCUAAGGAAAUAGUAGAUUUUGAAAUUCAACUUGCUAAAAUCCAAACUGAUCAAAAAAGUCGACCCGAUAUCAGGGAAAUGUACCAACGAACGACUGUGGGGCAAUUUGAACAAAAGCACCCCACAAUCAACUUGACUAAAUACCUAUCGAUUGUUCAGGAGAAAACGAUCACCGUUGAACAACCCAUAGUGCUUUUGACAGAGAAAUACAUAGAUUACUUACUGGAGUUAUUGGCGGCUACAGAUAACAGGACAAUUGCGAACUAUAUCAUGUUUAGGGGAACAAAAGAACUACUACCCUACCUGGAUGAUCGUUUCAGUCAAAGCAUGUUGAAAUUGGACGAAGCCUUAACUGGUCAGAGGAUUUCGGCCCCUAGGUGGAAAGAUUGUGUGAAAGAAACUAAUGAUCAGAUGGGAAUGGCAGUGAGUGCGAUUUUCGUAAGGAAAUAUUUUGAUGAGACCAGCAAGAAGGAAGUAACUGAAAUGACAAACAAUUUGAGGAAAGCCUUCCAGGAUAUUCUAACCGAUGCAACUUGGAUAGAUGAAGAAACCAAGAAAGUGGCUAUGAAAAAAGCAGAAGCAAUAAGAUUAGAAGUUGGGUAUCCUGAAUUUAUUUUAAAUUCAAAGAGCUUGAAUGCGGAAUACGAAGGCAUAAGUAUCCAUCCAGAGCAAUAUUUUGAAAACUCCCUGAAUCUUGUCCGUCAUGAGGUCAGGAUAGAACGACAGAAAUUGAAUCACCAAGUAAACAAGAACGAAUGGCCUAUGCCACCUUCAGUUGUUAACGCCUUUUUUGAACAAACUAAAAACCGAAUAAUCAUCCCAGCUGGUAUCCUUCAACUUCCUUUCUAUCAUCACCAUUUUCCAAAGUCUCUAAAAUAUGGAGGAAUAGGUAUUUUAAUUGGCCAUGAACUAACGCACGGUUUCGACGAUCGCGGUCGUAAUUUCGACCUUGAAGGCAACAUGGAAAACUGGUGGACAGACGACUCCAUCAAGUCCUUCAAGGAAAGUGCACAAUGCUUCGUUACACAAUACAAUAAUUACAGCUACAACGGCAAAAACCUAUAUGGAGCCAGCUCGCAAGGAGAAAAUAUCGCAGACAACGGAGGAAUGCGGCAGUCCUUCUAUGCUUACCGAAAAUGGUUGAAACAAAACGAGGACUCCGACGAGAUGAAAUACGAGACGUUUCCGCAAAUUAAUUUAACCAACACUCAACUCUUCUUCCUAACUUUCGCCCAAACUUGGUGCAGCUCUAUUCGACCGGAAGCUGUGGAAACUUUUGUUGGGACGAAUCGGCAUUGUCCUGGUAAAUAUCGUGCCAUUGGAACGUUAUCGAAUUUUGACGAGUUUGCCAAAGAGUUUAAUUGUCCGGCCGGUAGCCCGAUGAACCCCACUCGAAAGUGUAAAAUUUGGUAGAAAUUCAAUUCGUGAAUGUUUGUAUUAUAACCGUGUAACUGUAGGUUAACUGAUAAACUGAUAAUGUUGAGUAAUUGUCCUAAUAGUGUAUGUUAUGUGGAAAGGAGAUCUUAUUUAUUGAUUGUACCUGUGUAGCUUGAAAAAUAAAAACUCAUUUG